Messenger RNA from Aspergillus chevalieri, 813 nucleotides. RefSeq lists its product as uncharacterized. The transcript has a single exon. The coding region runs from base 1 to 813 and encodes 270 amino acids. Lineage: Eukaryota; Fungi; Ascomycota; Eurotiomycetes; Eurotiales; Aspergillaceae. The record is from RefSeq and is a predicted model, not a curated record.
AUGGUAAUAGCAGUUGGUGCAGAUUUUUCGCGAAUCGUCAAGGAUGGCUCGGUUGAUACUCGUUUGAGAGUCCGGGCAACCAGCGGUCAGUGUUGGCCGUGGUUGUGUGGUGAUUCUCUACCUCGCCCGCGUCCUGCUGCGGUCCCAAGCUCGUUUGAGACUGCGUCUGUUUUGCCAAACGAUGCCCCCACGGUGUAUCCGUGGAAAAAUGCUUCGACCCUUAUUCGAAGUGUUCGCGCUUUCACAGCCUUCAUCCAACAGUUAGAUGACCGUCAACUGCUGCCGUCUUUUUCUACCCGAAGCGUGUUCCCAGUCGAGACAACGCUGUUGCAUCCUUCUUCGAACCUUUCCGUCGUUUCGUCCUCUCCGUUACAUCCUUUACGUGACGACUCUUUUGAACCAAUGGUAUAUGACAAUAAUUAUACGACCUUGAUGACCAACAAAACCGAUACAGCUCCUAGACUACAGUUUUGCGAUCGUUUCAGCGGUGCAUGGCAGCAGGCCUGCCACACCGUCCACGAUACAGUGAAGACAUUUUUUUUUCCCUAUGACGCUAUAGACUCAACACAUCUACCUAAUUCUUCAAUGCACCCGCCUGUUUCGCUUUCUUCGGAUACUCACCAACGAAAGCUACCACUGCCACACAACGAGUCCGAAUCUACCGUCGCACCCAAAACAAUACCCUCUGCAAAUGCAGCUGCAGUCCUCUCCGGCGACUCGCAGGAUGCAGGGAGCUGUCGAAAUCCCAAACAAGUCCGCGGUAGCUGUAUGGCUAUCGUGAUCGGCUUGGUAAUGGGAAUCAUAUGGUUUUGA